CUAUCGCCCCAACCCAUAAAUUAAAAAAAUAAAUAAAAUCAAAGCAAAACCCUAAAUUGGAUCCCGGGUUAAUAAUCAACCCGUCAACUUUUUCGUCCGUAUCAAAUACCCCCACUAAAACAGUCCAACUUAAUUCCACGACCGUAAACUACGCGCGGCACAUUGUGCGGUUCAGUAACCAAUGGAGGUUGAGGGCUUUUUGUACGAAACUCUCAGCCCUCUCUCCGCCACCACUACCUCCACCACCACCGAGCACCCACCUCCGUCGUCCUCCGACGAACAUGAGCCUUACCUCGUAUUCCGCAACGAAAUUUCUCUGUCUACUAUCCAAUGUCCCUCACCGGAAACCGCCGCGGUCGAUUACUUCUCACUCGACCUCGACGGUGACGCCGCCGAGCUGAACAACGGUUCCGUUUCGACGCCGGCAUCAGCUGCUGGUACUCCGUUGCCGGUUAAGGAAACAGCGAGAGGACUUGAAGGCAAUUGGUUUCGUGCUAAUUGUCGGUUUAAGAGUCCUAUGCUUCAGCUUCAUAAGGAGAUAAUAGAUUUUUGUGAGUUUUUAUCACCUACACCUGAGGAGCAAGCAUCUCGUAAUGCAGCCAUAGAAUGUGUUUUUAAUGUUAUCAGAUAUAUCUGGCCCAACUGCAAGCCAGAAGUCUUCGGAUCAUUCAAGACAGGGUUGUAUCUUCCCACUAGUGAUGUUGAUCUGGUGAUUUUAGGGUCAGAUAUUAGAAGUCCUCAACUUGGGUUACAGGCUCUUUCCAGGGCUCUCUCACAAAAAGGAGUUGCAAAGAAGAUACAGGUGAUAUCAAAGGCUCGUGUGCCAAUAAUCAAAUUUGUGGAGAAGAAAAGUGGCAUUUCAUUUGAUAUAAGUUUUGAUGUGGAAAAUGGACCCAGAGCUGCUGAAUUUAUUAAGGAUGCUAUGUCUAACUGGCCCCCUCUACGACCAUUGUGUUUGAUUUUGAAAGUAUUCUUGCAACAGAGAGAGUUAAAUGAGGUUUAUACUGGUGGGAUUGGUUCCUAUGCGCUGCUUGUGAUGCUCAUAGCAAUGUUGCAGAAUCAUCGAAAUGGUCAAGCUUCUCCGGAACAGAAUUUGGGAAUUCUUUUGGUUAGUUUCUUUGAUAUUUAUGGACGCAAAUUAAAUACAUCAGAUGUUGGCGUAUCUUGUAAUGGAGAAGGUACCUUCUUCCUGAAGAGUAGCAAAGGGUUCUCCAUUAAAGGGAAGCAAUCUCUUAUUUCUAUUGAGGAUCCACAGACACCAGAAAAUGAUAUUGGAAAGAGCUCCUUCAAUUAUUUUCAGGUCAGAUCUGCUUUUGCGAUGGCUUUCACGACAUUGACAAAUGCAAAA
Molecule: messenger RNA, 1348 nt
Organism: Nicotiana tabacum (common tobacco)
Lineage: Eukaryota; Viridiplantae; Streptophyta; Magnoliopsida; Solanales; Solanaceae
Biological process (GO): RNA 3'-end processing; polyadenylation-dependent ncRNA catabolic process
Cellular component (GO): nucleolus; TRAMP complex
Molecular function (GO): poly(A) RNA polymerase activity; mRNA binding
Source: RefSeq, a predicted model, not a curated record